Messenger RNA from Condylostylus longicornis, 1674 nucleotides. RefSeq names its product pickpocket protein 28-like. Gene Ontology annotation, biological process: sodium ion transmembrane transport. The record is from RefSeq and is a predicted model, not a curated record. Bases 1 to 1674 code for a protein of 557 amino acids. Gene Ontology annotation, molecular function: ligand-gated sodium channel activity. NCBI's taxonomy places the organism in Eukaryota, Metazoa, Arthropoda, Insecta, Diptera, Dolichopodidae. The transcript has 10 exons. Gene Ontology annotation, cellular component: membrane.
AUGGCAGCAGCAGAUGUGCCAUCAUCAAUACGAAAGAAAAUUAAAUAUGGUGAAACAACAGGUACAACAUGGGGUCUAUUCUCAGAAUAUUGUCAUCACAGUUCAAUACAUGGUGUCAAAUAUUUGGGUGAGCCGAAACGGAGUUUUCUAGAAAGAUUGUUUUGGAUUUCUAUAUUUGCUUUUUCAAUAUAUGGUUGUCUUUCACUUAUUGGGAAUACAUGGAAUAAAUGGCAAGAGAAUCCUGUUAUUGUUAGUUUUAAUGAGAAAUCAACACCAGUAUGGCAAAUUCCAUUUCCAGCUGUAACGAUAUGCCCUGAAUUGAAAUUCCCCCAAGAUAAAUAUAACUAUUCAGAAGUAAUAUUAAAAAUUAUAAAUCGUGAAUUGCAAAAUAUUACAGAGAAAGAAAACAAUUACACUGAUAUUAUGGCACAUGUUUGUGAUUACGAAACAGUUUCAGAAAUUUUUGACAUGCUAAGAAAUGACACAAAUAUGUUUUCGGAUCGUGAUGAAUUUAUUGAUAUAAAUACAAUUGUACCGAUUCUUGAAGAGCUAAUUCCUUAUGAUGAUAUGCCAUUUGAAGGAUGUAGUUUUCAAGCGAAAACAAUGAAAUGUAAAGAAUUAUUUCGAAAAACAAUAACUAAAGAAGGAAUUUGUUUUAAAUGGAAUAUUGAAGACGGUUAUGAUAAGAAUGCCGAUAGAAAUGCUUAUCCAAAGAGAUCUCUUGGUUCUGGUGCUAAAGCCGGUCUAUUUUUAUGGUUAUUCAGUAAUAAAAUAAAGUGUGAUAAAACAUGUAAAGGACCAAUUUUAGGAUUUAAGAUGUUACUUCAUGCACCAGAUGAAAUCGAUGAUAUAUCAAGUCAAUAUAUUCAAGUGCCAUUAGGACAACAGAUUUUGAUAUCUAUAAAACCAAAAAUACUUCAUACAUUGGAACGUUUAAGAGAUUAUAGCCCAGAAACGCGCCAGUGCUUUUUUCAAGAUGAACGUUAUUUGAGAUAUUUUAAAUAUUAUAAUCAAAAGAAUUGCCAAUUAGAAUGUUUGACAAAUUUUACAUAUUCAAGAUGUAAAUGUGUACGUUUUGAUAUGCCAAGAAAUAAUGAUACACCAAUAUGUGGUUUAAAAAAUUUAAAAUGUUAUAAUGAAGCUGAAUAUCAUCUUUUAAAUGAAGAAUUUGAACGUGGAAGUAAAAAAAGUAAAAAUAUUUUUAAUAGUUUUUCAAGUACGUGCAAUUGUUUACCAGCCUGUACAUCAAUUGCAUAUGAAACUGAAAUAAAUCAAGCGGCUUAUAAUGUAACAACACAUUAUGAACCAUUUAUAUCGAAAUUCCCACAAGAAUUUAGUGAUAUAUAUGAGAUGUCACGAGUUUUUAUAUAUUUUAAAGAACCACAAUUUUUAACAUCAAAACGUUCUGAACUUUAUGGCACCACAGAUUUUUUAGCUAAUUGUGGUGGUUUACUUGGUUUAUUUAUGGGUGUAUCACUUUUAAGUUUUGGUGAAUUAAUAUAUUUUUGUACAAUACGUUUAGCUGCAAACUUAAAAAUGAGAAAAAAAACGAAUAAGAAUUCAGUCAAAGAAGUGAGACAGGCGCUAGUGAGUUAUUCCAGACAAAGACCACCAAUAGCUUCAGAUUAUACAUUAAAUGGUCAAAUUCGUAAUUCAGUUAGCUUAAAGACGUAG